Messenger RNA from Pochonia chlamydosporia 170, 1359 nucleotides. RefSeq names its product rta1 domain-containing protein. Bases 1 to 1359 code for a protein of 452 amino acids. The record is from RefSeq and is a predicted model, not a curated record. The transcript is spliced from 2 exons. Lineage: Eukaryota; Fungi; Ascomycota; Sordariomycetes; Hypocreales; Clavicipitaceae.
AUGAAUGCUGAAGAAUUUCGCCAAAAUGUUGAAGAUGGGCAGACUCCAAUCACCUCCCAUGAUGACGUCUUGCGAAUUGCAUUCAUCUACUCAUACGAUCCCUUCAACAAAGAUGGAGUAUUCGAUGAUGUUGAGAAACUACAUAAACGCGGAUGGUCAUUUGGCCAUGGAGACAUGAAGUUCAAUCGCACCCUCGACGUCUUUUACCUAGCCCAAAUAGCAGCUGCCAUCUGGCGCUACUCCGACCAAGCCGACGGCGAAUUUCCGCAACCAGACGAUUUCGACGCAUUCUACGCCCAGCAACACGAGUUACUCAACCAGGACGCAUGGAGACAAUACUACUCGCCGGACUUCAUUGCCCAGCCAACAUCCGCUCGUUUCUAUCGCCUCCCCAACUUGCAGGACUUGCCAGACUCAAGUGGUGAGCUCGGAAAACCACGAAAAAAAGGAGUCGGCCACUUCACCAAACUCCCCCGUUGGGCAUACAACGUCACAAGGACGCACUGGAGACAGCCAACCUUAUCCGUCACAACCAUCAGCAAGAUAGCCUUGUCCACCCUCCAGCAGACAAUUUUACAGCUGCAAAAGGAUUGCUCAACAACGCAAUUUCAAAUUCAACCCUACUCCAAGACUCAAGCAUGUUUCUGGCUCAAAUACAUGGAUAUGGAUUCUUCCCUGGACCCAGUUCCCAUGCAUGUGCAGAAAUGGAACAUUAACGCACCCUACGACUUUGGCGUGAAUGUUGCCUUGGGACUGUACGACAUGUGGGCAUGGGAAGCGCACUACUCGCCAGAGCUAUGGGCCUCCAUGUCAUCCGCAAAUGAGCCGCUGCUUCUCGAACCGGACUUGGAUGGCACGGGCAAGAGCGAGGUUUCCGGGUGUGGAUGGCCCGAAAGUGCUGGGGUAGUGGCAGAAGCAUGGCGGAGUGGAUGGGAGCCAGAGGUCGGGAGUGAAGAAGAGAUUGCCUUCUUGGCUGCUGUGGCCUUGAAAGAGGCGGAGGGCCUUGUCGAUAUGAGCAGCAACCUAGACUACGCAGUACGAUCGCACAUGCUGUUGGGGGUGAUGCGUGCUGCGUUUGUGGCUGAUAGGGAUGACCAAGUCGAGAAUCUGAAGAAGUCGAUGGUACAGGCGGGCAGGCUUGAUGAUGAUACCACGGCCGAGCAGUGGAUCCGACAAGCUCUGAUAGUCAUGGAGCCAUAUGCACGCAAGCUACAUGGACUAUGGCCAGAUGCUGAAGACGAUCGGACUAGACUGUUCCGGAAUAUCUUGGAGGAAAAUGGACAGCUUUUUGCAAGAUGGCAGUUUUCACCCCGGCUCAAAGAGUUCGCUUUUAAGCUAAAGCCAAGGCAAAUAACAUGA